CGUCAAUCAGUCAAUCGGUGUGCCUCUGCUCGGUGUGGUUAGUGUGUCAGUCAGUCUACGAGCACGCGUCACCGGGAGUAGUAGCGCCUUGUGACUUACGCUCUUGUGUAUUCGCAUACUUGGACCGCGAGGUUCGGCAGCGGAGGCGAUAAAGGCCGGACGAGGAGGCGAGAGGACGGCGUGAGUCUACGCGGACAAUCGCGCGUGGCCACUCUUUUUGCGAGGGAUCUCUCGGAGCGAGGACGACCGCGACGACGAGAGGAUGGCGGACACCAAGGACGACUGCGCCGACAACGUGCAGUUCUUCGAGGGCGUCGAGAAGCUCCUCGAGGUCUGGUUCGCCAGCUCCAAGGGCCUCAAGCAGCAUCAGGGUGAUCUGCGGCAGAUACCAAGACAAAAAUGGGAAUCGUUGCUGAAGAUAGUCCGCUGCGAGAUCAUCAGUUUUUGCCGUAACGAUCAAGUGGACGCCUAUGUCCUGAGCGAGAGCAGCAUGUUUGUGUACAAACGCAGACUCAUACUGAAGACCUGCGGCACCACCACGCCUCUGCAGUGCUUGCAGCCGCUUCUGGAGCUCGUUGAGAAGUACACUGGCUUCGACGACGUUGAGAACGUCUUUUACUCCCGGAAGAAUUACAAGAAACCGGAGAUCCAGAUUUCGCCGCACCAGACGUUCGAGGAGGAGGUCGCUCUGCUGGAUUCCCUCUUUCCUGAUGGCGAAGCUUACUGCAUGGGCUCGCCAGAGACAGAUUGCUGGUAUCUCUACACUCUGAUUCGCGACAAGCCAUUGCAGGAUCCACCGGAACCGGAUCAGACCCUGGAAAUACUCAUGACACAGUUAGACCCGGACGUGAUGUCAAUCUUCACCAGGGACGUCUGCUCGUCCGCCGACGAGGCGACGGUCAAGUCGGGGAUCGACAAAAUUAUUCCCACUAUGAUCAUAGAUGAUUUUCUGUUCGAGCCGUGCGGAUACUCUAUGAAUGGGAUAUCUAAAAAUGGCAGCUACAUGACGAUCCACAUCACGCCUGAGCCCGAGUUCUCAUACGUGUCGUUCGAGAGCAACAUCUCGGAGACGUCAUACGACGAGAUAAUCCGCCGCGUGCUGAACACCUUCAAGCCGGGCAAGUUCGUCGUGACGAUCUUCGCCAACAAGCAGUCCGCGGCGGCCAAUUGUCCCCGCGAGCUCGAGACGCGGACCGACUAUCUGAAUCGCUCCGGCAACUGGUUGCGCACCGACGUGCAGUACUGUCGUUUCCCAGACUACGAUUUGACCUGCGCUUUCUUCUCGCGCUUCCCGAGCUGAGGGUUCAAGGACGCUUCAUUCGUCUCGCAACCCGGGACCAAUGAAGCGCGCACCAUCCCCGUUCCUCCCUGCCUCCCUCCCCGUGAUCGCCAUCGC
Vollenhovia emeryi is the source of this 1396-nucleotide messenger RNA. It is a transcript of the gene SamDC, whose product is annotated as S-adenosylmethionine decarboxylase proenzyme. Gene Ontology annotation, molecular function: adenosylmethionine decarboxylase activity. The transcript is spliced from 6 exons. Bases 263 to 1300 code for a protein of 345 amino acids. NCBI's taxonomy places the organism in Eukaryota, Metazoa, Arthropoda, Insecta, Hymenoptera, Formicidae. Gene Ontology annotation, biological process: spermidine biosynthetic process; spermine biosynthetic process. Gene Ontology annotation, cellular component: cytosol. The record is from RefSeq and is a predicted model, not a curated record.